UAAUGUAAACUAGGGGCUCCCUAUCUCUCUCUUUUUACAAAUCGACCACAACACCAAAUUGAUCAAUCGAUCAAAGAGAAACUGUGAUAAGAGUUUUAGAGGGAGAAAGUAGAGAGAGAAAGUCUCAGAUUUUGUGAUAAUCGUAUUGACAAUUGAGGAAAAGAACGAUAAUGGGUUCUGAAGAUAGCUGGAACAAGAUUGACGAUGGCACUAGUUUUCAACCAUCGGAGCCGGCCCUAUGCGCCAACGGCUGUGGCUUCUUCGGUAACGCAGCGACUAUGAACCUCUGCUCCAAGUGUUUCAGAGACCUCCGCGUCGAGGAAGAGCAGGCGGCUUCGGCUAAAGCCGCCAUGGACAAACUGGUGAAUCAGACGGUGUUUUCAGGAGAGGUCCGUGUGGGGCCAUCUUCGUCGACGGAAUCUUCAUCAGCAGCACAGUUGGUUGUGCCGGCUGUUGGCGUUGAUCGUGAGACGGAGGCCCCGAAGGUGCCGUCGAACAGGUGCUGGAGCUGCAGGAAGAAGGUAGGGGUGUUGGGGUUCACGUGCAGGUGCGGGAGCACGUAUUGUGGGACCCACAGGUACCCAGAGAAGCACGAAUGCCCCUUCGAUUAUAAGGGUGCCGGACGAGAAGCCAUUGCACAGGCUAAUCCGGUGGUGAAGGCUGAUAAGGUGCAAAGGAUCUGAAUUCUGAACCAAACCCAACCGGUUUAGAUUUGAAUUGUUUUUAGCCUUCCUUUCUUUCUUGUGUCUUGGAUAUUUAUUUUGGUUGGAGUUGGAUGAGAAAGUAAUUUGCUCUUUUAUUAUGAUGAUGUGUUUAUGUAGUGGGUUCUCUUGAUUGAAAGUCGAUACCAUAAUAAAGUGGAACAGCCCAUUAAUUGUUUGUCA
Molecule: messenger RNA, 884 nt
Organism: Cornus florida
Lineage: Eukaryota; Viridiplantae; Streptophyta; Magnoliopsida; Cornales; Cornaceae
Product: zinc finger A20 and AN1 domain-containing stress-associated protein 1
Exons: 2
Coding region: 171-683 (170 amino acids)
Molecular function (GO): DNA binding; zinc ion binding
Source: RefSeq, a predicted model, not a curated record